Choloepus didactylus (southern two-toed sloth) is the source of this 1658-nucleotide messenger RNA. RefSeq names its product family with sequence similarity 71 member F1 (gene GARIN1B). The coding region runs from base 36 to 1064 and encodes 342 amino acids. The transcript is spliced from 7 exons. Gene Ontology annotation, cellular component: nucleus. NCBI's taxonomy places the organism in Eukaryota, Metazoa, Chordata, Mammalia, Pilosa, Megalonychidae. The record is from RefSeq and is a predicted model, not a curated record.
ACAAAUGUGCAGCAGGCCCCUAAGCAUGUAUAGAAAUGUUGUCAUCAGUUCCACAUAGAAAGCCUUGGUGGAAAUCAAAGAAGACUGUAAAAGUCACAAGAUCCUAUCCAACCUUCCCUUCCCUGAAUGCCUGGGAAGAAUUCAGGGGCCUCUUGCCUGUGGAUGGGGAACCAAAUCCUGGAGUGGGCCUUGGCGUGGAGGAGGGACUGCUCUGCCAGAUGGUUCAUUCACCAGAAUUCAACCUGUUUCCUGACUCAGUGGUGUUUGAAAGCAACUUUGUCCAGGUCAAAAGGGGCAGAAACUGGACUGACAUCAACAAAGCCUCCUAUACCAUGGCCCUUGGAGUAACCUCCUCCGUGCCCUGCCUGCCCCUUCCCAACAUCCUCCUCAUGGCCAGAGUCAAGUGGCAUCACGGGCAGAGCCAGACGUGGAACAGACCAUCUACAGCCCCAAACAUCAUCCUGAAGAGGAUUCUCCCAUUGAAGUUUGUGGAGCUCCAGGUCUGUGACCGCCUUCAACGCAUCCUGAGGUUAAGGACAGUGACUGAGAAGAUCUACUACCUAAAGCUCCAUCCUGAUCACCCCAAGACUGUGUUCCACUUCUGGAUCCGGCUGGUGUACAUUCUGCACAGGGGCCUGUCCAUCACCACCAAAGACCCUACGAUUCCUGUCACUCACUGCCUGGUACCCAAGAACAGCUGCAGCCCCUCAGGCGACUCAAAGUUAAUACAGAAGAAACCCCCAGCCUCCCAGCCCAGCGAGAGCCUCAUGCAGCUGAUGGCCAAGGGAGAAAGUGAAGCCCUCUCUCAGAUUUUUGCCGACUUGCACCAGCACAACCAGUUCAGGAGCAGCAAAAAGAUGAGGACCAAGAAAAAUAGCUCAGAAAAAGGCACUCCCUGUGAGGACCAUAUCCCUUGCACCCGAGACCUCAGCUGGAGGGAUUCAUUCACCUAUGGAGAGUGGGAAAGAGAGAACCCUUCCGGGCCACAGCCCCUCUCACUCCUCAGCACUCUGGCGGCGGGCACCAGGCCACGGCUGAUCCUACCCACAGGAAAUUCCAUUUGAAGCCACCUGGUCACACUGGGGAAGAUCUAUCUAGUCCUUGCCAAUGCCACACUGCAGCAUUCAGCUUUCUGAGGGACUCUCUGGAUGGAGGAGAGAAAGCUGCAACUAAGGGAAAACAAGACUUAUCUUACAGUGACAGCAUAGCCUUUCCUAGGAGAACCAUGGAGGGUCAGGGAUCCCCAUUGGGCAGCCUCAUUCCAGCUCCAUGCAACUUCAUGUCCUCUCUACCAUGCACCACCCCACCCCACCUCCAUUCCACCACCAGAGCAGGCACAGGAGGCUGAGCUCUCAGAAUGGCUGGGACCAGGAGAAGGCGAAAAGGAAUGGAAGGAAAGCAGGACAAGAGGAGAGGUGGAAGAGAGUGAAAUGGAGGUGAAGGGAAAGGUAGAAGCAAAAAGUCAGAGAAGAAGAAAGAUACAAAGAGAAGCAGUAACAGAAGGAAACAGAAGAGACUUGGGAGAGGAGAUGAAGAGGCCAAGAGAAGAAAUGCAUCACUGAGAGAUGCCUCACUAAGCUUCUAUUUAUCAAAUUUAAAACUUGAAAGUAAGGCCAUAUGCAAAAAGAAAAACAAACAAACAAACAAAGAAACCAAAA